Molecule: messenger RNA, 2516 nt
Organism: Nothobranchius furzeri (turquoise killifish)
Lineage: Eukaryota; Metazoa; Chordata; Actinopteri; Cyprinodontiformes; Nothobranchiidae
Source: RefSeq, a predicted model, not a curated record
AACCAAUGAAAACAGGGAAAUAAAAUCAACAUAAAAGAGGGCCAAAAUCAAACAUGUUCUGGAAACGCCAAGCGGAGGAGGUGUGUUUUUAGGUGACUCUUAAAGACUGGCAGAGAGGGGGACAGCCUAACGGAGGGUGGCAACUGGUUCCAGAGUGACGGUGCUAGGACUGAGAAAGCCCGGUCCCCACGGGUACGACACCUAGAACGAGGGACAGCGAGCAGGCCUUGGUCAGAGGAGCGCAGAGCGCGUGAUGGGGAAUGUCUGUUCAGGAGUGUAGCUAGAUAGGGGGGAGCACCACCCUGGAAGAAAUGAUAAACAAAGACGAGUAUUUUGAAUUGUGAGCGAUAGGAAAUCGGAAGCCAGUGCAGGGAGGCCAGAACUGGACUGAUGUGGUCCCGUUUCCUGGUCCCAGUCAGGAACCUGGCAGCGCUGUUCUGCACAACCUGUAGGCGACGCAGUGAUGACUGACACAACCCUGCAUGGAGAGAGUUGCAGUAAUCAAGCCUAGAAAUUACAAAGGCAUGCAGUACCCGCUCCAGGAAAAACAGUACGUGGGCUUUGCCACUCUGCCCAACCAGGUCCACAGGAAGUCUGUGAAGAAGGGUUUUGAUUUCACUCUGAUGGUUGCAGGGGAGUCUGGGAUGGGAAAAUCCACUCUGGUUAACAGCCUCUUCCUCACCGACCUCUACAAAGACAGGAAGCUACUGAACGCUGAAGAACGCAUCAACCAAACCGUGGAGAUCAUCAAACACACUGUAGACAUUGAGGAGAAAGGAGUGAAGCUCAAACUGACCAUCGUGGACACGCCGGGGUUCGGAGACGCUGUCAACAACAAUGAGUGCUGGAAGCCGAUCACCGACUACAUUGAUCAGCAGUUUGAGCAAUACUUCAGGGACGAGAGCGGGCUGAACAGAAAGAACAUCCAGGAUAACAGAGUCCACUGCUGCCUCUACUUUAUACCUCCUUUUGGACACGGGCUGCGUCCUGUUGACGUGGAGUUCAUGAAGGCUCUGCAUGAAAAGGUGAACAUAAUUCCUCUCAUCGCCAAAGCCGACUGCCUCACACCAAACGAGAUCAAAAAACUUAAAGACAGAGUACGAGAGGAAAUAGACAAGUUUGGGAUCAAAGUGUACCAGUUUCCUGAAUGUGACUCCGAUGAGGAUGAGGAGUUUAAACAACUUGACAAAGAGUUGAAGGAGUGCACGCCGUUCGCUGUGAUUGGCAGUAACACCGUGGUGGAGGCGCGAGGACAGAGAGUGAGAGGAAGACUGUACCCCUGGGGGAUUGUUGAAGUGGAGAAUCAGUCGCACUGUGACUUUGUGAAGCUGAGGAACAUGUUGAUCCGCUCGCACAUGCAUGACCUCAAAGACGUGACCUGCGACGUCCACUAUGAAAACUACAGAGCGCAGUGCAUUCAGGAGAUGACCAGUAAACUGGCUCAGGACAACCGGAUGGAGAGUCCCAUCCCCAUCCUGCCUCUGUCCACUCCAGAUGUGGACACUGAGAAACUCAUCAAAAUGAAAGACGAGGAGCUGAAGAGGAUGCAAGAGAUGCUGAAUAAGAUGCAGCAGCAGAUGCACGAUAAGGACCAGUGAUGCUUCCUGGAUCAGAGCUGUGCAGCAGCGCCACCUACUGCUUCUUCCUCAAGCAACAGCGAGACCUUCGGACCUGGAAAUCAAGUGCUAGUGGCAACCUGGGCUCUGCGUUUUGGUCAGUUUGGUGCUUUGUUUUGUCUGUUCUGGCUGGAGGUGAUUUUCUCCCCUCAAACCUUUAGUUUCCCUCCAUUUUAAGGCCCUUUGCUGUUGCAUUAACACAAAUAAUAUAAAAGCAUUAUUUAAAUGACUUCUCAGUGUAUCUAAUUUAUAAUUCAAUGCUAAACAUUUUGGAUAUAAUGUGAGGGUGUUUUGUAAAGAACUGUGGGUUGAUGAGUAGAUUUGAACGUGGAUAUCGUUUCCUAUUAUGCGACUGUGUGUUUUGGUAUAUGAACUCCAAGUGUCCGUCCAUAAAACCCCUUCCGAAGGUUGCCAUGGUGACUUUAAUCGAAUAAAAACCCAACUUCUGGCUUUUUAUGCGUUUGCAAACAUUUACAUUCUCACGUAUCGCCGGUUAAAGCGGCCUCUAACUGGAGUCGGAUUGGUGGCUCAGAGUGCGAAACCCUCUAACGUGGAGAGGGCUUGUGCAGUAAAAAGCUGCUUGUGGGUUUAUUAUGUUUGUUUUAUUUUUUACUGUUUUAAAGCUGAAUCCUCGUGCUCGUGUUAAAUGCAUCCUGACGUGCAGUUUGCUUCGUCGCCGCUACAGGACGGGAAAAUAAGGAGCAAAUACUGUGUCAGUGCUUCUCUUUUGGCUUUAUCUCCUUGAAGUGAGUCAUGCCAUCGAAGCUGCCUACAUGUGGGUGUGUGUGUGCGCGCGUGUGUGUGAGUGUGACGAUGACCUGUACAUAUUUUUGCCUGAAGGCUGUGAGCUCAGUCUGUGUCCCGUUUGCAAAAUGUGACAAAUAAACUCCUCUUCUUGUC